UCGCAGCAGUUCGUCUGGUGGCGGCUAGGCAGUGCAGCUCCGUGACAGAUCCGGCGUCGCACGCGUCUCCCACCCCGCGCCGCCACGAUGCCCAAGAGGAAGGUUAAUGCAGAUGGAGCUGCGAAAGCGGAGCCCAAGCGCCGCUCCGCGAGGCUGUCGGCCAAGCCUGCCCCUGCCAAGGUGGACGCGAAGCCAAAAAAGGCCGCGGGAAAGGAUAAAGCAGCAGACAAAAAAGUGCAGAUAAAAGGGAAGAGGGGAGCGAAGGGCAAACAGGCUGAAGUGGCUGACCAGCAAGCUACAGAUCUGCCUGCAGAAAAUGGAGAGACGGAAAACCAGAGCCAAGCCUCUGAAGAAGAGAAAGAAGCCAAGUCCGACUAAGCAUCCAUCAUGUCUGUCAGUGGUCCCUGCCUCCCUUCUUGUACAAUCCAGAGGAAUAUUUUUAUCAACUAUUUUGUAAAUGCGAGUUUUUUAGUAGCUCUAGAAACAUUUUUAAAAGGUGAGGGGAUCCCACCUCAUCCCAUUUUUUAAGUGUAAAUGGUUUUUUUAAGAGGUUAAAUCAUUUGCUGGUUGUUUAUUUUUUGGUACAACCAGAAAAUAGCAGGAUACUGAAUCAGGAGAGGCUGUGACUGUCUCGGGGGGUCACCAUAACAUUCCGUAGAGGGGGCUAGUUUUAUAUUCUUCAAUACAAAGCAUACUAAAUGGCAAUUUGGAGUCUCAGUCGUGCAUUUGUGUCUGGAAUAUUUUCAGUUAUAUCUGGUCCCGUGUUUCUAGUAGAACCGUUUUGUAAGAAAGCCAGUCUUUGGUCCUUGCCCUGUCAGAACUGUGAUGUCUGUGAUCACGGCAGUCCAUUUUCCUAACAGUUGUGAUAAUACGCUGUGAAAGAUGAAAAUUUUGAGUGUGUUCUGUGUGUGGCAUAAAAUUGUGAAUUGGUGGAACUGAG
Grammomys surdaster is the source of this 940-nucleotide messenger RNA. Its product is annotated as non-histone chromosomal protein HMG-14. The record is from RefSeq and is a predicted model, not a curated record. Gene Ontology annotation, biological process: chromatin organization. The coding region runs from base 88 to 378 and encodes 96 amino acids. The transcript has a single exon. Gene Ontology annotation, molecular function: nucleosomal DNA binding. Lineage: Eukaryota; Metazoa; Chordata; Mammalia; Rodentia; Muridae. Gene Ontology annotation, cellular component: nucleus; chromatin.